Messenger RNA from Papilio machaon (common yellow swallowtail), 432 nucleotides. Its product is annotated as UDP-glucosyltransferase 2-like. Lineage: Eukaryota; Metazoa; Arthropoda; Insecta; Lepidoptera; Papilionidae. The transcript is spliced from 2 exons. The record is from RefSeq and is a predicted model, not a curated record. Gene Ontology annotation, molecular function: UDP-glycosyltransferase activity. The coding region runs from base 1 to 432 and encodes 143 amino acids.
AUGGACAACGCAAAAUAUGGAGUCAUAUAUUUCAGUUUAGGGUCGCAUUUGAAAAGUAAAGAUCUACCAGAUGAAUUUAAGCAAGAAUUUAUUGAUAUGUUAAGGAAAUUAAAACAAACUGUCAUUUGGAAAUUGGAAUCGGAAUAUCCGGACUUACCUAAUAAUGUUCACAUCAUUAAAUGGGCACCACAGCAAAGUAUUUUGGCGCAUCAAAACUGCAUCAUUUUUAUUACUCAGGGUGGUAUACUUUCUCUGACUGAAGCAAUAUACUUUGGUGUACCAAUUAUUGGAAUACCAAUAUUUGCCGAUCAAUUUACUAAUGUUCAUAGAGCUGUGAAAGAGGGAUAUGGAAAGAAAAUUGAUUUUUCUAGCAAAGCGACGGUAGUAUCAAUAAAAAAUGCGAUUGAAGAAAUGCUGCAUAAUCCCAGGUAA